This is a messenger RNA of Dicrocoelium dendriticum, 528 nucleotides long. Lineage: Eukaryota; Metazoa; Platyhelminthes; Trematoda; Plagiorchiida; Dicrocoeliidae. The record is from the annotation of a GenBank genome assembly.
AUGUUAUGUUCCCGAUUCGCAGUCGGAGUUCUCCGUUUGAUGAUAGCUCAUCAAGUUUACCACACCUACAACUCGGUUUGCAGUUGUCUGCGCCAGAUGCCUUUAACCAGCACCUCUAAACUUCUGCGCACCCGUGCUUGGACAGUGACCUUCGCGCCUACUCCAAAUAACAUCAUUUGGCCCAAUCUUUCUGUGACGCGCACAGUAUGGUGGAUACGGGCAAUCGCUAUCAACGUAUGCGUCUUCAUUGUUGUGUUCUUCUUGACUACGCCCACCUAUGUGCUCAAUUUGGUGAACAAACUCAAACUAACAGAGCGGCUACAGAUCAACAAUGCUGUGAUCAUUCAAUUCAUUCCAUCCUUCAUUUUGUGGUCCGUUUCUGCGUUGCUGCCAAUGUUGGUGUACCGUUCGGAUCAUCUUAUCGGUCAUUGGACCCGUUCCGGACUCCAUCUCACUGUGAUGGCUAAAACCUUCACUCUACUCAUACUGAUGGUUUUGUUGCUUCCAUCUCUGGGACUCACAUCGUAA